ACUCCUGGGCCUGUGCUGGGGCCGCCCAGGGGCUCUACUACUUUGGCACUGCAGACCCGGCAGGCAGAGUCCCGGACUAGGCUCUCUCCUCGAGGGCACAAUCGUUGGGCGGAAGCUGGCCGGUUGACCCACAGCGGCCACGGCCAUGCCCACUUGGCCCUGGGGGCUGCUGCUGACCGCGGGCACGCUCACCGCUGCACUGAGCCCAGGGCUGCCGGCCACCGCCGACCCCUGCUAUGAUGAGGCGGGUGAGCCCCGCUGUUGUAUUCCGGGCCUAGUGAAUGCUGCUCUGGGCAGAGAGGUGCUGGCGUCCAGCACGUGCGGGAGGCCGGCCAAUCGCGCCUGCGAUUCUUCGGACCCGCAGCGGGCACACACUGCAGAUCUCCUGACCUCUGCUCCGGGCACUGCAAGUCCUCUCUGUUGGCGCUCCGAUUUGCUGCAACGGGCACCCUACAACGUAACCCUCACGGUGGCCCUGGGGAAGGCUUUUGAGCUGGUCUUCGUGAGCCUGCGCUUCUGCUCAGCUCCCCCAACCUCCGUGGCCCUGCUUAAGUCGCAGGACCAUGGCCGCAGCUGGGUCCCCCUGGGCUUCUUCUCCUCCAGCUGUAGCCUGGACUACGGCCGUCCGCCUGCUCCUGCUGAUGGCCCUGCUGGUCCAGGGCCAGAAGCCCUCUGCUUCCCAGCCCCCCAGGUCCAGCCUGAUGGUGGAGGCCUUCUGGCCUUCAGUGUGCAGGAUGGCAGCCCACAGGGCCUGGAUCUGGACAACAGUCCCGUGCUCCAAGAUUGGGUGACUGCCACAGAUAUUCGCAUAUUACUCACAAGGCCUGCCAUACUGGGGGACACCAGGGACCGGGAGGUCACAGUCCCUUACUCCUACUCAGCCACUGAGCUCCAGGUGGGAGGUCGAUGCAAGUGCAAUGGGCAUGCCUCAAGGUGUCUGUUGGACAGCCAUGGCCAUCUGAUCUGCGACUGCCAGCAUGGUACAGAGGGCCCUGAUUGUAGCCGCUGCAAGCCCUUCUACUGCGACAGGCCAUGGCAGCGGGCUACAGGGCAGGAAGCCCACGCUUGCCUUGCUUGCUCCUGCAACGGCCAUGCCCGAAGAUGCCGCUUCAACAUGGAGCUGUACCGACUGUCCGGCCGCCGCAGUGGGGGUGUGUGCCUCAAUUGCCGGCACAAUACUGCUGGUCGACACUGCCACUACUGCCGGGAGGGCUUCUAUCGUGACCCAGGCCGUGUCCUGAGUGACCGCCGUGCUUGCAGAGCUUGUGAUUGCCAUCCAGUUGGUGCUGCUGGCAAAACCUGUAACCAAACCACAGGCCAGUGUCCCUGUAAGGAUGGUGUUACUGGCCUCACCUGUAACCGAUGUGCCCCAGGCUUCCAGCAGAGCCGUUCUCCUGUGGCGCCCUGUGUUAAGACUCCUGUCCCUGGACCCACUGAAGAAAGCAGUCCUGUGGAGCCACAGGACUGUGAGUCGCAUUGUAGACCUGCGCGUGGCAGUUACCGAAUCAGCCUGAAGAAGUUCUGCAAGAAGGACUAUGCCGUGCAGGUGUCAGUGGGUGCGCGCGGCGAGGCCCGCGGCGCGUGGACACGCUUUCCGGUAGCAGUGCUUGCUGUGUUCCGCAGCGGCGAGGAGCGCGCUCGGCGCGGGAGCAACGCGCUGUGGGUACCAACCCUAGACGCCGCCUGCGGUUGCCCGCGCCUCCUACCCGGCCGGCGUUACUUGCUGCUGGGGGGCGGGCCCGGGGCUGCAGCUGGAAGCACAGCGGGCCGGGGACCCGGACUUAGCGCUGCCCGUGGAAGCCUCGUGCUGCCUUGGAGGGAUGCCUGGACUCGGCGCCUGCGGAGGUUGCAGAGGCGCGAGCGGCGGGGGCGGUGCGGGACCGCUUGAACCUGCGAGCCGGGCGUGGGCUGGGCGGGCACCGCUCUUAUCACUGGGCGUGUUCAUCAGUGCAUUAGCCUGCUGGAAGUGUCACGUGCGUCGCCAUCUAACUUCCCCCUUUCUCCCCAUGCCCGCUUUUAACUUCUUUGGCGACACCCCACCUCCAACAGGGAGGAGUGUGAAGGCCCCUAAGAGCUACCUGGAGACUCCUAGGACAGUCACCCUCAGAGGACCCUGAUCUCAUCACCCUGGCUGCCUACUACAAGGGGUCUCCUGAUAUAUCUUAAAGGUUGAAAACCACCCCACUCCCAGGGGAUGCUAGGAUCCUUCUGGGGUUUGAGCACAUCCCACGGGUCACUGUGAUUCAUCAGCUCUCCGAUGUUGUGAUACACUAGAGUCCUCAGAACUCCCCAAAGCCACUGUUGCCACCAUAGACGCCUGUACACCGCUGUGGGGGUCGUGGUCCAACUGCACAGCCAGGACAGUGACUUCUCCGCCUCCAACCGGGAUCUGCAAAUACUGCGGGCUCCUCCGGUGUAAGGAUGGCUGCCUCUGUCCAACACCGUGGAUCUUGUCCCCGUGUCCAUUCUGGCCUGCCUCUGCCGGUUGCGUAUUUGUGUCCCCAUGCGCAGCUGCAUCUCUGCCUGUUUCCCACCUCUUUCUUGUCCUGUUGUCCCCAUCUCUGGAUCCGUCCAGUUGUCACUCCCUGAAGCAUCUCCUAAUAGUCUUGGCCGCCAAGCUUCUUGGCACAAGUCCCGCCCCUAGCUAGGAGCCCUACACUAUGUUCAAGACUGGACAUCACGAACGGGUAGUUUGGGUCCACAUGUAACCGGGUCAGACGGCGACUUCCACGGGCAGCCAUCGGGGUUCCAGAUGCCCAAGACUUGGCCUAACCCCAGCUGCUAGAGUCCCCACCUCUUU
Messenger RNA from Cricetulus griseus (Chinese hamster), 2800 nucleotides. NCBI's taxonomy places the organism in Eukaryota, Metazoa, Chordata, Mammalia, Rodentia, Cricetidae. The record is from RefSeq and is a predicted model, not a curated record.